Messenger RNA from Jatropha curcas, 1852 nucleotides. Its product is annotated as synaptotagmin-3. NCBI's taxonomy places the organism in Eukaryota, Viridiplantae, Streptophyta, Magnoliopsida, Malpighiales, Euphorbiaceae. Gene Ontology annotation, cellular component: endoplasmic reticulum. Gene Ontology annotation, molecular function: lipid binding. The record is from RefSeq and is a predicted model, not a curated record.
UUUAAAAUCAUAUUUCAUAAUUUUUGUUUAGCAUUUUUGGAUUACUGCGAGGAAAAUGGGAAUUUUGAGUUAUUUAUUGGGAAUCAUUGGAUUUGGAAUUGGAAUCCCAAUUGGCAUUUUACUGGGUUUCUUCAUAUUCAUUUACCGGAAACCUGAACAAGUAAAGGAUCCUAUAAUCAGACCACUCCAUGAGUUGGAUACUGAUUCUUUACUCGACCUUUUGCUAGAGGUUCCUAUGUGGAUGAAGCAUCCCGAUUAUGAUCGAAUUGACUGGUUGAACAUGUUUGUAUUAGAUAUUUGGCCUUACCUUGACAAGGCAGUAUCUAACUUAAUAAGAAGCAUGGCGAAUCCUAUGUUCGAAGAGUACGUUGGCAAAUUCUAUAUAAAGUCUAUAGGUUUUAAGUGCUUGAAUCUUGGAAAUCUUCCUCCUACAGUUCAUGGUAUCAAAGUGCAGGAAACAAAUGAGAAAGAAUUAGUAAUUGAGCCUGCAGUUCGAUGGGCAGGGAAUCCUGACAUAACCCUUGAGUUGAAACUUUCAUCUUUACCAAUCACAGUACAGUUGUUGGAUGUUCAAGUACUUGCAGCACCGCGAAUAACCUUGAAGCCUCUAGUGCCUGCUUUCCCUUGUUUCGGGAGCAUAUUUGUUUCUUUGUUGGAAAAGCCGCGUGUAGAUUUCGGGUUGAAGAUACUUGGACUUGAUGUUAUGGCAAUCCCUGGCUUGUAUCAAUUUAUUCAGGAAUUGAUAGGAAAACAAAUUGCUAGUCUCUAUCUCUGGCCAAAAAUCCUUGAUAUACAGGUUCUUGAUGAUUCGAUAGGAGCCACGAAGAAACCUAUAGGGAUUCUGCAUGUGAAGAUCAUACAGGCACUUGAACUUUUGAAGAUGGACUUGUUGGGAGCUUCUGAUCCUUAUGUGGAGCUCAGGUUGUCAGGAGAGAGGCUUUCAGCAAAGAAAACUUGUGUUAAGACCAAAAACCUUAAUCCUGAGUGGAAUGAGCAUUUCAAAUUUGCUGUCAAAGAUCCUGAGUCUCAAGUCCUUCAAUUACACGUUUAUGAUUGGGAACAGGUUGGCAAUCAUGAUAGGUUGGGAAUGCAACAAGUUCCACUUAGAUUGCUUACUCCAUAUGAAACUAAAAACUUUACGCUUGAUUUGGUUAAGGAUAUAAAUUCUGACGAUCCCCAGAAUGGAAAUUACAGAGGGAAACUUGUUGUGGAGAUGACAUUUAGUCCUUUUAAGGAAGAUAGCGGAAGAUCUAGUGAACAUUUAGAGAAUUAUGUAAGGAAGAGAAGUGAAGAUAGAAGUAUAAAAGAGGACAUUUUUGUACAUAGAGGUGGUUUGCUUCUAGUUAUGGUCGAACGAGCCGAAGAUGUCGAGGGAAAUUAUCAUAACAAUCCUUAUGCAUUGGUUAUAUUCAGGGGAGAGCAGAAGCAAACAAAGUUUAUUAGGAAAACAAGAAAUCCAAAUUGGAAUGAAGAAUUCCAGUUUGUGCUGGAAGAGGCACCUCUAAAGGAAAAGAUCCAUAUUGAAGUCAUGAGCAAAAGAACAGGAUUCAGCUUUCGAGCCAAGGAAACACUAGGAUAUGUGGAUAUUAAUCUUAUGGAUGUGGUUUAUAAUGGUCGCAUCAAAGACGAAUAUCAUCUUAUCAAUUCCAAAAAUGGAGUUAUAACUGUUGAUAUUAGGUGGAAAGGUCUCUAGUUAAGGAGCAACUUGUAAAAUCAUUCUUUUAUAUCAUUGUGGCCAAGUGUUUGUCUUGGGAAUUUUAAUGUAUAAAAAGAAAUGUGUUGAAACAGAAUAUGUAUGCGUAGUUGCAGACAUGUUCAAAGAAUGAAAAUGAAAUACCCAAGUUCAAGUUCA